AUGUACGAAGUUAAGUUGAAAGUGAAAUUUGAAAAUCGAGUGCUGGAAGUUUCCCAAGGGAUGACACCCUAUGAUAUCCUCUCUGAAUAUUGUAAGGAUAGAAAGGAUGUAAUCUCCUGCAAAAUCAAUGGGAUAUAUUCUGACAUGGUGGUGGAAAUACCAGGCGAUUGCGAACUAGAGUUCUUAACGUUUGAAGACAAUGGAGCUAGGGAAAUUUUUUGGCAUUCCUCAGCACAUAUACUGGGAAAUGCGUUGGUGAAUUUAUAUCCGGAUGCAAAGCUAGUCCAUGGGCCACCCACAGAGGAAGGUUUUUUUUAUGACGUUGACAUAAAAGACUCCAUUUCAUCUGAAGAUUACCAAAAGAUCGAGAUGGAAAUGCUCAAAAUAAUGAAGAAGAACUACAGAUUUGAAAAGGUAAUCAAGAGUAAAGAGGAACUUCUAAAUGCCUAUAAGGAUAACCCUUGCAAAACACAUUUCAUCAAGAAAGGAGUAGACAAGGAGAGUUCUGUAUAUCGGAAUGGAGAUUUCUUCGACAUGUGCUUGGGGCCUCAUGUUCUGUCUACCGGAGUUGUCAAGGCAGUUAAGGUUCUUAAGAAUAGCUCAGCUUAUUUCCUCAACGAUCCCAGCUUGAAGUCUUUGCAAAGGAUCUACGCCAUCACAUUCCCUUCGAAAGAGAUGCUACAAGAAUAUUUAAAGAGGAAAGAAGAAGCUAUGGAAAGAGAUCACAGAAAGAUAGGAACGGAACUUGACCUCUUUUUCUUUUCAAAGUAUUCCCCGGGAUCAUGUUUCUUUUUGCCAAAUGGUGCAAUUAUGUACAACACACUCAUCGAGUUUUUGAGGGAAGAAUAUAGAAAACGAGGAUUUAAAGAGGUUAUCACUCCAAACAUCUUUUGUACAAAGCUCUGGGAAGAAAGUGGACAUCUUCAGAACUAUAAAGAAAACAUGUUUCUUAUUGAGGGAGACAACUUUGCAUUGAAGCCUAUGAAUUGUCCUGGGCACUGUGUAAUGUUCAAGCAUCAGGAUCAUAGCUUCCGAGACCUUCCCCUGAGAUUGGCAGAUUUUGGGGUUUUGCACAGGAAUGAGCUUAGUGGGACUCUGACCGGACUAACAAGAGUGAGACGGUUCCAGCAAGACGAUGCACAUAUAUUCUGUACCAGGGACCAGGUUAAGGGUGAAAUCAAGGGAUGCCUUGAGUUUCUGAGUUUUGUGUAUGGGGUUUUUGGGUUCAAGUUUGAGUUGGUGCUGAGCACAAGGCCUGAAAAAUAUCUGGGAUCGAUUGAUGAAUGGAACAAUGCAGAAAAGGUUCUUGCAGAAGCAAUGGACGAAAGCGGCAUGUCUUUUAAGAUUAAUGAAGGAGAUGGAGCCUUUUAUGGACCUAAGAUUGACAUUACUCUCCACGAUGCCCUUGGUAGAAAAAUCCAAUGUGCAACAAUUCAACUGGACUUUCAACUUCCCCAGAGAUUCGAGCUGAAGUAUCGAGACAGUGAUGGGCAAUGUAAGACACCUGUGAUAAUACAUCGGGCGAUUCUGGGAAGUAUCGAAAGAAUGAUUGCUAUAAUCCUCGAAAGCUUUGGGAAAAAACUACCGUUUUGGAUAUCGCCAAGGCAGAUAGCAAUUAUAAACAUGGGAAAUCUAGACUAUGUUGAGAAGAUAAAAUCUGUACUUUCCAAAUUCCGUUUGGAUGUAAUUGAUGAUGGAAACACCAUGAACAAGAGAAUAAGGACAGCAGAGACAUGUGGAUACUCCCUUGUAUGUGUUGUUGGGGAAAAAGAGGCAAAAACAGAUGAAAUAAAUAUCAGAUUGAGCAAGUCAGGGAAGGGAGGAAAAUCCAAUGAGAAUAUUGGCCUUUAUGAACUUAGAGACAUCUUAGAUAGAAUGGUUGAUGAGAAGAUUGAGCUUGAGGAUAUAUUGCCUAUUGACAAGAUUGCAAUCAACAAUUAA
Encephalitozoon intestinalis ATCC 50506 is the source of this 1941-nucleotide messenger RNA. Its product is annotated as threonyl-tRNA synthetase. Gene Ontology annotation, cellular component: cytoplasm; mitochondrion. Lineage: Eukaryota; Fungi; Microsporidia; Unikaryonidae. Gene Ontology annotation, biological process: threonyl-tRNA aminoacylation. Bases 1 to 1941 code for a protein of 646 amino acids. The record is from RefSeq and is a predicted model, not a curated record. The transcript has a single exon. Gene Ontology annotation, molecular function: ATP binding; threonine-tRNA ligase activity.